GCUCUACAAUUCUAUGAUCUCCCUGCCGGGGCGGACUUUGGUAAUCUUUCAUAAUACGGCGCCCGGUGCGAGGCCAAAAUGUGGUGCCUCAAAACAGAUCUUCUGAGUUAUGGAUCUUCCCGAUUUUGAGUACCCUUGGCACACUAGCCUGUGUGGUGGAACUGCCCACACUGCCCAAAUCCGGUGCUGUCCCUACCUCUGGAAAGUUUCCUUUUGCCGUUCACGCCCUCUGCUAGCUGACCUCCUCAUCUGAUGCAUAUGCCCUUCUGCGCUCCAGUGACGCCAUUGUCCCCGCACAACAGGGCAGAUCCGGGUAGUUGGCAUGGGAACACUAGGAGGAAUGGGGAUGGAGAUUAGAGGCUGGGUUUGCUGGAGGUGGCAGUCUCCGUCCUAGGCUGGGCCAACCGUCUGGGUUUCUGCGGUCUAUGUUUCUUCUUUCCUUCUGCCUCCUCCUCCCUGGUCCGGGGCUGUUGCUUCCAGAGCCCCACAUCUCCUCAAGAUGUCUGUGAUAAACUCCCAGCCUUCCCCCUUUGGACACCUGACACGGGAGAGACACAUUGAAUCCGUGGCCAAGCCACUGAAGUGGGACGAUGCCCCAGAGCUCCUGGCUGGGGAGGCAUCUCAAGGCUGCACCAGUGACGUCUUGCCUACUGGGUCAGAUUCAACACGGCUUCAGAGGCACCCUCUGCAGGUAGUCAACACAUGGGGCAUCAAGGGGUACAACUGCAGCACAGAGGCUUGGAUGUGCUAUGAAACAGCGCCCUCCAGAACAAAGUGCCAGGGUGCCCUGGGUUUACCUCUGGUGCCACCAGCCUACGGAGGGGGUCAAGAAGGAGAGCUGGGUCCCUCGCGGCACCGAGAGGCCGGCCCUCAUCCUGGACUGCAGUUACUGGCCGGGGCCCAAGAGCUCUGCAUCACCUCCAAGGCUGAGCGCCACGGACUUGUCAGCAGCUCCCAAAGAAGAAGCUACAUCAUCAGAGGCGCAGCUGGCGAAAGGGGACUCCUGCUGUUGGCCACUGAAGAAUGCAACAACUGCUGCUUUCACCUGUGCGGCCCUGCCCGCCCCUGCCACCUUUGCCUCCAAGAUGAGGAAGGCCACGUCGUCCUGUGGUUCUGCAGACCUUUCCGACUGGGCCUCGGCUGUCUCCGUUGCUGCCAGAUGGAGGUGGUGGCUUUCACCGGCGAUAACCAGCUUAUCGGCACCGUGCGCCAGAGGUGCGGCACCUUCUCCCAUUUCCUGGAAGUCAGUGAUGCCUGUGGUUUUGCCACCAUGAAGAUCUAUGGCUCCUGCAUUCCUAGACGGUGCUUCUCCGAACAGGAGUUCCAGGUCCUCUCCUCCACUGACAGCGUAGUAGCCACUAUUUGGAAGAAGUGGCCGGGAUUCAAGGAGGAACGCAACAUGGAUCAUGAGUCCUUUGGAGUGGACUUGGUUGCAGCAGACCUGAGCAAUGAGGAGAGGGCUUUGCUCCUGGCUGCAGCAUUCCUGCUGAACUUCAUGUUCUUUGAAGUGAGCUGACGGGCGGCGCUAAGAGAAGACGGAAAGGAACUUUUGUGGCUCAACCCCGUUCUGCACCCAGACUACUCCCAAUUGUGACGUCUUGCCAUGGAGAAGCUCCCACAGUGCCUCCGACUAAGAAGGGGGUGCGAACUUUGUACUGAAAUGCCUGCACCUUUCACAGCUGCCUGGGAUCCAGGCAUCCAACAGGAGACGCUACAAGAGGAAGCCUCACCUACUAAAGGUCUGUGUGUCAGGCAGUUGUGAAAGGCCCAAGAGCCAGUGCAGAGAGAAAAAAGUUGGCAGCCCUGUCACAGAGGCACCCUGUUUCACUUUGGGGCGAGGACAUUCGUCCCCCCACCUUCUCCUUAUGCAGAGGAUGGCCACGGAAUUAUAGAAUUGUCAAGUUGGAAGGGAACCCAAGGGUCAUCUAGUCCAACCCCCCUGCAGCGUGGGAAUCUUUUGCCCAAGGUGGGGCUUGAACCCACAACCCUGACAUUUAGAGGCCUGUGCAUCCCAGAAGGUGAUCUGCAAUUCUUUAGCUGCAAUUCCUGCUUUGCGGUGGGCUGGAAUAAAUGGCCCUUGGACCCCUUUCAAUUCUGCAAUUCUAUGACUUGAUGCCAGUGGAGGCUGCUGGUUCAUGAAAGAGAAUGGGGCAGUGCCCAAUGAACCUGUUUGCCCUCACUCGGCCCCAACUCCCCGUUUACCUUGCUAUUCAACCAGUCCAGGGAGUGGGGGCACUGCCUUUCUUCCCGUCUCAGAAUUGCCCUUGUAGAGUUCAGCAGGGAGGGAGAGAAGCAAGGGGACAAAACUGGAAUGAGUUGGCUCUGCCUGUUCUUGCCUUUGGCGCCACCUGCUGUUGAGCUCCCUGCCAUCCAUCCUACUAGCCUCAAUGGGCAGCAUGAGCUGCCAUUGCAUUCGGCUCCUUGGCAUUUCGAGCAUGAAAACAAGAUUCCUCGCAGAGCCCAGGAAAGGUGGAUCAAGAGCCAUGAGGCCAGAAUUCAGCAAUUUGCAGUCCCCGUGUUCUCAGGCUUACUGAACUUCCUUCUGGAGCUCCUUAGAAGCCAGUUUGCAAUAUAAAUGGCCUAUAAGUUGUAAUUAAAAUAAUGUUUAGCAUGGCAUCUGCUAUUUGAGGAUAGUUGGGUGGCUUUUAAAAACUUUUUCACGGUAGCUUUUGUUGCGUAAAAUAAUUUGUGCUGGAUACUUGCUUCAGUCUUCAGCUUCUAGUGGGAGUUUUGUAGUUUUGAAAGCUGCUUUAUGUAACUUGUACAUUGCCUAGAGAAUCUUUAUUAGGAUGCGGCUAAUAAAUUUAAAUGCACAGCAUGUGAGGAUUAUGCUGCAAACCUU
Podarcis muralis (Common wall lizard) is the source of this 2842-nucleotide messenger RNA. RefSeq names its product phospholipid scramblase family member 5-like. Gene Ontology annotation, biological process: plasma membrane phospholipid scrambling. Lineage: Eukaryota; Metazoa; Chordata; Lepidosauria; Squamata; Lacertidae. The record is from RefSeq and is a predicted model, not a curated record. Gene Ontology annotation, molecular function: phospholipid scramblase activity. Gene Ontology annotation, cellular component: plasma membrane.